Schistocerca serialis cubense is the source of this 1161-nucleotide messenger RNA. RefSeq names its product piggyBac transposable element-derived protein 4-like. The record is from RefSeq and is a predicted model, not a curated record. The transcript has 2 exons. Bases 1 to 1161 code for a protein of 386 amino acids. NCBI's taxonomy places the organism in Eukaryota, Metazoa, Arthropoda, Insecta, Orthoptera, Acrididae.
AUGUCAAGAAGAGGCUUACGAGAUGAAGAAAUCGAACGAUUAUUGUGUGAAAUUCCAUCAGACGAGGAUUCCACUGUUGACACCACAGAUGACGAAUCUGAUUAUGAAGCAAGCAUUGUUGCGGAGGCUAUUGUGUCGUCUGAAGGCGAAGUUUCAGAGAGCGAGGAAGAAAGUGAGUCCACUCCGCCAAAACGCGCUGCUGACACAGCGCCAACUUGGGGACAACAAUUCAAUGCUACCUCAGGAAUGCAGUUCGACAGUGAAUCAGGACCAAGUGCUUUUAUUAGGGACAUUGAUGAUCCAGAACCUAUCGAUAUAUUCGAAAAAAUAUUUCCAAAAGAGCUAGUUCAGCUAAUCGUUUUCCAAACAAAUUUAUAUGCGACGCAAUCUGGCAAGUCUUUCACUCCAACAACUGACAAUGAAAUACGAACUUUCCUGGGAAUCAACAUUUUGAUGGGUAUAAAGCGUAUGCCAGCAUACAGAGACUACUGGUCUAGUGCCCCAGAACUUCAUGAUCGUUAUAUUGCAUCUCUGAUGGCAGUAAAUCGGUUUGGAUGGUUACUGAGGAACAUUCAUCUGAAUGAUAACACAUUGCAUCCAGAAAAAGGACACCCAGGUUAUGACAAACUGUACAAGCUGCGACCAGUGAUCAAGAUACUAUCUGAAUCUUUUUCCAAGUGUUACCAACCCAGCAAACACCUAGCAAUUGAUGAGUCAAUGAUCAAAUUCAAAGGCCGCAACAGUAUGAAACAAUACAUGAGAGAUAAACCCAUAAAGCGUGGUUACAAAGUGUGGAUGCUGUGUGACAAGACCUCUUACAACUUGAAAUUUGAUAUUUACACCGGAAAAGGAGUGGCUGGUGUGGGCGUGGACCUGUCGGUGCAGGCAGGAGGACGUGUGUCACUGGAAGGCGGCUGUGAUGGCUGGGCGCGUGGCGCCAGUAGGCGGCGGUGGGACGCAUCGUGGCCGCGUGCCAGGCGCCAGAUAGUGGGAGUGGCGCGGCGUCGCGGGCGCGGAAGCGAAGAUCAUCGCGGCUCCGCGACAGGCAUUUCCGGCGCGGCCCUCGGCGACCAGUUGGCACCCGACCAGUUGCGGGAGGGCGUCGGGUUGCGCAGUGGCCAUCCAAAGGUCACGGAGCUCGACGUCAUGCAACACAGGUAG